AUUAUUUUGCCACUGAGCAACGUGGCACAAAACUAAAGGUCUCCCCUGCCAACUACAACUAUACGCCCUGUUCUAGAAUAUUCUAGAGCCACGUGGAACUAAAUGACAACCAACAAAUCGCAUUCAAGUGAGCAGAAAAUGUAGUGACGAACACGUUUAUUCGCAACCACGUGAUCAAUGACGUCAGUGACGCGCGCGCCAAAGACGUCAUCAGCCACUUCUGUCCAACGCGAUCAUUUGUCGUACGUUCGUAGCAGCAGCAACAUCGUGUGGUUCGCAAUCCUAGAAGUCAGUCGUCGAAAACGCGGCAGCGAGAAAAAAGACAACCGAAUCAAGUUUACUACAUCAUUAGUAGCUCAAACGCCACACUGUAUUCGACAGCGAAUUGGUCGGAUCAGACCACCGUUAUCACGGAGGAAUUUACAAGCAGUUUUUGCGAUCAGCUUGAUGCGUCCGAGCCGGCAUGUGUCGACAUGCACUCGAUGGCUGAUCUCACAUUGUACGGCAAUGACGGCACAUACGACAAGAACGAGACGAAACCAGCGACAGCGUCGUUGACAACUCGCAUUGACGACAUCGGGUUUGGGCUCGGUCCGGCUGAGCCAUCGCUUGAUCUGAGCAGGGGUCAUGUGAGCUUUCUAGAUGGCCAAUCCACACCAGCCGUUGAUGAGCUACUGGAAGGGUUUUACUUUGGCGGUGCUGCUCCCCCUGUUCCCACACCAGUCGCUCUGGUGACAGUGGCUAGAGAAUUCAUUGACCUGCCUACUAUCAAGGUGGAACCAACGGAUUUUUCCACUCAGCAACGAUGGAAAAGUUUCGUCGACACAGAGCACAGCUACUACACCAGCGGGGCUUCAUCAUCGUCAUGCAGCCCCCCUAGAGCCGCCGCCACGCCCGGCCCCGUCGCUGCCACGCCCGGCCUCGCGGCGGCCACGCCCGGCACCGCGGCGGCCACGCCCGGCCCCGCACCUGCGGCUGGAGGCAAGAAGUCCGCUAGUAAGAAGCGGGCGGCGCCCAAGGGCUCGGUGCAGUACGUGGAGCGACGCGAGCGCAACAAUCUCGCCGUGCGCAAGUCACGGCAGAAGUCGAAGCAGCACAACGUGGCGAUGGGGCGGCGGGUGCAGGAGCUGGCCGCGCACAACCACUCGCUGCAGACCAAGGUGGACCAGCUCACCAAGGAGCUGGACAUGCUGAAGCAACUCUUCAGCGUGGCGGUCAAAGACGGCGCGUCGGCGCGGUGAGACCACGCUCCGCCUCGCGGCGACAACGAACAAUGGCAGCACGGCGCCACCUGGUGGUCACCGCUGAACUCGCCCUGGUCUUGUUUCGACAUCGGGUUUUAUACUUGACAGAAGUGACAUGUCGUUUCGAUUUGCGUGCUGACACAAUCGAUAAUUGUUGCUACGCGGUGUUACCUAAGCGCAUACUGAUACAAUUCGUCAUUGCACUGUGCGUUUAAGAGACUGAACUGGCCUUCAUCAGUCCCACAUGGGUUGUACUUGGUCCGUUGUUGGCCAUCUUCGAACUUCUCCUCGUCACGUGUGUGUGUAUAGUAGGUGCCUAAGUGACGGGAUGAUGUGUGGCAUUUAUACUGGAGUUUGGUCAGUCAAUCAUGUUGUUUGUCAAUGCGGAUUAAUCAUAGAACACCAGUAUCCUCUCAAGACAUUAUAGCAAAGAAUAUUAAUAGCUGGCAGUUGCUUUGCCACUCGUCACGAGUUGCCACAUGAUUUUUAAAUGGUUUCAAGUAUUUAUAUAAAUCACUAGGGAAGCUUAUUUAUUCGAGUAUUUAUCAGACACAUGCAUGUGGUUUACUGUGAGAGUUCACCUGUUAGGAACUGGAUUAUGUGGAAAUAAUUACGAGAUGAGUGCAGAGUUGUUUCUUACUAUCUGUUUGUCGCAACAAGUAUCUUUUAUAUGACUAUAUUAUAUAUAUAUGAUAAUAUCGUAUGUUCGUGCAUUGAGUAUUUAUCUUGAAUGUUAGCUCUGUAUCCCUGUGACCACUGAACUGGGUGUGUUGUGAUCGUUAAACAAAGCCUGAUCGUAAACGCAUGCAAUCACCAUGAUUUUUGUGUAACGAUUCUGAGAUGUAACUUCUCAUUGGAAUUGGUAUCAUGUUAUUAUAUUUUUUUAAAUAAUAAUAACACUGCCGUUAAACCAA
Priapulus caudatus is the source of this 2158-nucleotide messenger RNA. RefSeq lists its product as uncharacterized. Gene Ontology annotation, biological process: DNA-templated transcription; regulation of transcription by RNA polymerase II. Lineage: Eukaryota; Metazoa; Priapulida; Priapulimorpha; Priapulimorphida; Priapulidae. The record is from RefSeq and is a predicted model, not a curated record. The coding region runs from base 474 to 1241 and encodes 255 amino acids. The transcript has 4 exons. Gene Ontology annotation, molecular function: DNA-binding transcription factor activity, RNA polymerase II-specific; RNA polymerase II cis-regulatory region sequence-specific DNA binding.